Molecule: messenger RNA, 1366 nt
Organism: Hydractinia symbiolongicarpus
Lineage: Eukaryota; Metazoa; Cnidaria; Hydrozoa; Anthoathecata; Hydractiniidae
Product: histone H1-delta-like
Exons: 1
Coding region: 673-1224 (183 amino acids)
Biological process (GO): chromosome condensation; nucleosome assembly; negative regulation of DNA recombination
Cellular component (GO): nucleus; nucleosome
Molecular function (GO): nucleosomal DNA binding; double-stranded DNA binding; structural constituent of chromatin
Source: RefSeq, a predicted model, not a curated record
GCAGCCGAAAUGCGACAGUGCGACCCUGCCAGGAGUCGAACCUGGAAUCCCCUGAUUCGUAGUCAGAUGCCUUAUCCAUUGGGCCACAGGGCCAUGCUUAUGACUUCGCCCCAUCGUCAUUUUGGCUUGCGCAUUCGUUUUACUUACGACAGAAUUCUUCGUGUUUGUAGCCAUGAAAGAAAGGGACUUCUGUGAGUGAAUUUUUUUACUGUGGUCUAAUAAAAAAGUCGAAACGCAGUGCCCAAUAUAUGAAUUGCUCCUAAUAGCCGGAAACAGGCCGUGUCGAUGAUGUAGGCCGACAUACGCAACGCAAACCAAAGAACGCUUUAUGAAAAUCCUAACACGAGCGCGGAAGAAGCCCAAAUUAACAGACUAGAUGUAAUGCUGAAGACCUCAAACUCCAGCAGCUUCUCUUGCAGACUAUUGCGUCGUACUACAAAUAAAAAUUAACAUGCUUUCGCAUAGUCGCGGCACCCAAAACGGACAUUAUACGAUGUACAGAAACACACAUUUCUGUUUUCGCGCCAAAUCAAUUCCCGGGAGUGGUACUUUUACGUCCGCAUACUUCGCACCGUCUUAAAUUAUAUCUCAUUUACACGGUAAUGUUUAGUAUACUUCUACUGUGAUAACAAGCAUCGUUUAUCGUUGGAUUGUUGUAAGAAAACAUUAAAAAUGAGUGAAGCAGCUUCUCCAAAGAAAAUCGCACCCAAGAAGAAACCUGCUGCAAAGAAGACAGCUGAUCACCCUAAAUAUGUGGACAUGAUCAAGGCUGCUAUCGCUACCCUAAAGGAACGCGGUGGUUCAUCUCGCCAAGCUAUUACAAAAUAUAUUCAUGCAAAUUACAAAGUUGCUGAAAACUCAGAUCAUCAUCUGAAAAUGGCUCUUAAACGAGGAGUAACAUCAGGCGAUUUGAUUCAAACUAAAGGCACUGGUGCUUCUGGAUCAUUCAAGCUAGGUCAGGUAAAAAAAGAAAAACCUAAGAAAAAGGCCGCAGCAAAAAAGCCAACGGCAAAGAAGCCUACUGCAAAGAAAAGUACACCAAAAAAGAAGCCAGCAAAGAAGAGCACGCCAAAGAAAGCAGCAAAGAAGCCUGCCACAAAGAAAGCCUCGGCUAAGAAACCAGCAGCUAAGAAACCCACAAAGAAGCCUGUUGCUAAAAAACCUGCAGCAAAGAAGGUCAAAAAGACUCCCAAAAAGGCAGCAAAGAAGACCGCAAAAAAAUAAUUUGUGUGUAUCUGGCUAUUACAUUAACAAACGGCUAUUUUUAUAGCCACACAUUUACAAAAAAACAUUAUCUUGGUACAAAGUUAAACUUGUUUAAGUCACUUAAACAGUUAAAAAAGAGUAAAUUUAAGAUUAGAUUCCC